Synchiropus splendidus (mandarinfish) is the source of this 3948-nucleotide messenger RNA. RefSeq names its product creb3 regulatory factor (gene crebrf). The coding region runs from base 785 to 2893 and encodes 702 amino acids. The transcript has 10 exons. Gene Ontology annotation, molecular function: RNA polymerase II transcription regulatory region sequence-specific DNA binding; DNA-binding transcription factor activity, RNA polymerase II-specific. The record is from RefSeq and is a predicted model, not a curated record. Gene Ontology annotation, biological process: response to unfolded protein; regulation of transcription by RNA polymerase II. Gene Ontology annotation, cellular component: nucleus. Lineage: Eukaryota; Metazoa; Chordata; Actinopteri; Syngnathiformes; Callionymidae.
CGUGUGAGCUUUUGUUUUGCUUUUUUGUUGGUCUGCAACGAGCACCGUCUGGAGAGGCAACGCUCGAGUUUACGACUUUGUUAACAUCAAUAUAUCGUGUUUUAUUGCGAUUGCAUCUACAGCAGAAUUCCCUUUGUGGUUCUGACGGGAGUUAGAUGUUCGUGAUAGCGGAUUUGCCUUUAUUUCAAAGUAAACCUUGCAUAAGUACUUAGCGAGCAUGUUUUUAUUUAAAUUCCCGACGUUUAAUGGAGGUUUACAGGUUUGUUGUUUUCCAUUUAUAUAACGUUUUUUUUUCUGAUCCAUUAUGAAACAAAGUAAAGGCCUUAAACACCAGAUAGGAGUGUGAAUCAUCGCUCUAUCCUUUUGUGCUGCAGUGAGUGGAGGGGCUGAUGCAAAUCCCAGCUGUCUUCUAGCAACUAAAGGUGGACUGUCCAUCACAAGACAAUAGAUACUGGACCUCAGGACCGGCUCGCUUUGAGGCGAUAUCACUCAUCACUCAUCACCAUACGGCCGUACUGUUGGCAUGAGUCACACUUAAACCAACAUCCCUCGUUCUCCCAGGCAUCACUACCUGAAGCGAACAGAAAACCACACCAGAUCUCAGCAGGGCAGACCAGGUUGAGAGAGAGAGAGCGACGCCGCCUCUGCACGUUUCCCCGCGCUGCCACCUCACCUCUCAUCUUCUCCUGACCAAGACACUUCUAGAGUCCAGCAGCUUGGCACCACUGGGACUGGACUGAAGGCCCAGAGGUUCCCCCGCUGGAGCGCGAAUUCGGGCCUGGCGAUGCCUCAGCCCAGCGUCAGUUGGAUGGAGCCUCCCUUUGGGGACGACUUUCAGAACUUCUCCUUUGCUGACCAAGCGCUGACCAGCACAGAGCUGCUCGCUACCAGCGCCGACCCAGAUUUCAUGUACGAGCUGGACCGAGACAUGAGUCACCGGCAGAGUCCCUACGGAGACAGUGUGGUGGGAGUCACUGACGGUGCGAAGGAGAUGGAAGGCAGCAUGGACCAGCUGAUGAGUCUGGGCGAGUGUGAGACCGUCUGCAGCAGCUCGGCGUUCGAACAGUGGGACUCGUACUGGGAAGACCUCACCAGAUACACGCGGCUGACCAGCUGUGACAUCUGGGGAACCAAGGAAGUGGACUUCCUGGGCUUGGAUGACUUCUCCAGCCCGUACCAGGACGAGGAAGUGAUCGGGCAGACGCCCACACUAGCUCAGCUCAACAGCGAGGACUCGCAGCCCGUCUGCGAGGCGCUGUACCCGCACGCCGACCAGACGCUUCCCGCCGCUCAGUCGCAGCCCCUCCAGCUUCCGGGUCCCGGCGUGAGAGCCCUGGUCCGCAGCCAGGGCUCGGGCCCGGGCGUCGCUCGGCCCUCCCCCGGCGCCGCGUCCUCCUCGUACACGUCACAAAGCCUUCUCCCUGACUUCCCUGAAGGCUCCCAGAGAGCCACCAGGCCUGUGGCCUCCUGCACUGAAACCAUGGCCAAAACCCAGACUCACUUCACACCGGAUCAGACGCACCUUAAAAUCAAGACCCAGGGGCCGGGGGCCGAGGUGGCCGCGCUGCCGGCCAGCGGCUCAAACUUUGUGCGGAAGGCCAAAGUGCACCUAAGUUCGGUCAGUAAAGUUCAACCUGAAAUCCUCACUCAGACUGACUUCGAGAGGCCGGACUCUCCUCCGACCUCUCAGGUCCGAGACAAGGCCUCAACCUCGGCCGCCCUGGUGGACCUGCCCGAGCGCCGACCGGAGGUGAAGAGAGAAGGGACGUGGGACACACCCGUUCCCGAUCUGGUGGAGUCCAGCCAGAGUCCCGAGGACGAGCGCUCCGGGACGCUGACCGGCGAGGAUAGUCUGGCCGGCGCCAGCGGCGGCAUCGUUCUGGUGGUGGAGGGCGCCGAGAAGAGCAAGGAGGAGGAGCACAACUACUCUCUCUUCCUGACGCGCAGCAGACUCGCCGGCAGAACGCACUCCCAGCUGGAGGAGGACGAGGAAGAGGAGGACGACGAGGAAGAGGUGGAGGAGGAGGAAGAGGAGGAGGAAGGCGACGGGCUGGAGCUUGACGACGAAGACCACGACGAGGGAUUCGGCAGUGAGCAUGAGCUGUCUGAGAACGAGGAGGAGGAGGAAGAGGAGGACGAUGACUACGAGGCAGACAAGGACGACGACAUGAGCGACGCCUUCUCUGAACCAGGCUGCGACAUGGAGCUGGUGGACGACAUCAACGGGCUGACAGCCGGAGUGUCGAGCCGGAAGAGAGGGAAGCGCCGCUACUUCUGGGAGUACAGCGAGCAGCUGACCCCGUCCAAACAGGAGCGCAUGCUGAAGCCGUCCGAGUGGGACAGACACACGCUACCCAGCAACCUGUACCAGAAGAACGGGCCGCUGCACGGAAAGUACAUGCUGAAGAAGUCCCGCCGCACAGACGUGGAAGACCUGACUCCCAACCCUCGGAAGCUGCUGCAGAUCGGCACAGAGCUCCGCAAACUGAACAAGGUGAUCAGCGACCUGACGCCUGUCAGCGAGCUGCCGCUCACGGCCCGGCCCUGGUCCCGCAAGGAGAAGAACAAGCUGGCGUCCAGAGCCUGCCGUCUAAAGAAGAAGGCCCAGUAUGAGGCCAACAAGGUGAAGCUCUGGGGCCUCAGCACCGAAUACGACCGACUUCUCUUCGUCAUCAACGCCAUCAAGGAGGAGAUCGUGGUACGUGUGGAGGACACCACGCCUCGCUCCACCAACAUGGCCGACACUUUGGAGCGGCUCAUCCAGGAGACGCUCGUGUCACCACCUGUCGCAGGACAAACCUCCGACUUUGUCAACAAGAUUCUGGAGAACACGGGGCGCGGAGAUCCCACCGGCGGACUGGUGGGCCUGAGAGUGCCCACCUCCAAGAUCUAAGCGGACAGGAAGUCCACCGCGAGGAGCGAACUCAUUCCGCCACCGUGCUGUUCUGUUGUAACUAUGCUCCCUCUGCAUGCCCCUCCCGCCCAGAGUCCAUACACAUUUUAGCCCCGCCUGUGCGGCCUCACACCCGAGCUUUCUGACUCUGUUCUCGGCGUCUCACCGUCUCCGCCCCGUCAUGAGCGUCUGUAGGGAAGAGCGUGUGUCGAGGUGAAGCCUGUAGCUAGAAGUCCUUCCUCCAUCCGUGGUGGUGACUCCACUUGUUUGUCGUCUCAUGGUGGCGUGUUUCCAAUCCGCUGGGAUGGCGUCUCACACACACACACACUCGGAACGGUUCUUCCUGUCCGGUUCCGAAGCUCCAGUUGAGAACUCGCCAGAGUAAACAGACGGCCGAGCCUAUCUGGUGUUGAAGGCCAAGAUAUGCUCGAGCAAAUCUAAAGCCUCGACUGAGGACGUGGUGUGUGUGGUUAGGCCUGGGUGGCUGGCUUAACCGGACCGAACUUAAUGGGCAUUUAGCAGGUUCUGAGGACGUGGGGACGACGGUGGUGCUGACCUUUGCCACCGUCUCCUCAGCGAACUGUACAUAACAGGGCAGCGGCUUCUCUCCCUGUCCAGUGGAGACGACCCGGCGAAUAGUUUGCUGUGUUCAUUCUAGUGUGUUCGGAGUUCUAUUCAUCGUGCCUUGUGUAUGUAUGUAUGUGUGUGUGCGUGCGUGCCUGCGAGCGCGAGAGGAGCUGUGAUUGGUCGGAACUCCUCAGGGGUCCGGCCAUCAGAAGACUACUUUACUGAGCAAGCCGAGUGCAGGGAGCCAGAUAGAGAAAGGUUGUUUUUUUUGUUGUGAUUUUCACUUCGAGAUAUUUUGAAUGUAAAUAAAGCGGAAGCUCUUGUCGCGCGAUGCCACAGAGUCUGUGUAAAUAGGAGGGGCUCUGCAAUAGACGACUCAUGGUUUUUGGUACUCUUGUCUUUGGAGCGGCAGAUCGUCUAGAGUUACGAAAAAACAAAAUAUUUGCACACUAUGUUUUUUUUUUUUUUUUUUUUUUGUACCAAAGACA